GAUGGCAAAAUAAUGUCCACUUGUAGAAGAAUGAAAUUAGAUCCAGAUUUGCCACCCUGAACAGAAGCUCAGCUGCAAUGGAUCAAAAUCUUAAUGCAAAACCUGAACCCUGAAACUACUAGAAGAAAAAAGGCAGUACCCUACAGGAUACAGGUACAGGAAAGGACUUUUUGAAUACGGUUCCAUCCACACAGGAGUUAAUAAAUGAACAGGAUCUCAUAAAACUAGAAAUCUGUAUAGCAAAUGAAAUAAUCAAGUAAAUAGGAAGGUCACAUGCUUUGGAUCUUUGCCAGUUAUACUUUUGUGAGGAGAAUACUAUGCAGAAUAUACAGGGAACUCAAAACAAACAACUCAAUAACCAAUCAAGAAAGCAAGUAGGUCAAAUGAAAUGGGCAAGGGAUCUACAGAGAAGAUUCAGAAAGAAGAAAUAAAAAUGGCUGACAAAAAUUGUCCAGCAUUCUUAGAAGCUAUAGAAUUUCAAAGUAAAAGUACUUGAAGAUUACAUUUUACACCAGACAGAUGGCCAAGAACAAGAAAACAGCUGACAACAAACUCUUGAGAGGAAGUUUGGAUAAGGAAACCUGUCAUCCAUCUAUGGUGUGAGUGCAAUCUACAGCAAUCAGAAUGGAAAAAGGGGUGGAGAAUUCUGAAAACCUGAAUGUACACUACUUUAUGACCCAGCUAAAUAACAUAUGCAUAUAUGUUGGCAUAUGUCUAAAGAGGCCAAUAUCCUAAUUCACAGAUACUUGCUAACUGUGUUCAUUGUCAAUCUCUUCAGAAUAUUUAGCUGGAAGGGAAACCAUCUAUGAUUUACCACUACAGAAUGGUACAUAUAUAAUGAAAUAUUACUUGUGUGCAAGGAGACAAGGUUCCUUCAACCACAUCACCUCAUUACGUGUUAUUGCUUCUAGAUAGGACAUGUUGACAUCUCCACACUCCACCCUGUUGGGCUAAAGUCCCAAAGAGAAAGAAUGGAGCCAGUUCUUCAAUUGUUGAUCAAAGAUUCCAUUGUUGGGCUCUGUUUUAUAAAGGGAAUGGACUUGUCCCAUCACUCACUUGAGAACAGCUCCAGAGCCUCCUCCAAGAUGCUGGCAGUUCUGUUCACAGCGACCUUGCUGGUCCUGAGCUCAGCUCAGACCCCCAGUGAAGAGGCCGCCACUGAGGCUCCUGCUGCCGCCCCUGCAGAUCCUGUGGAGCAAAGCCAGAGUGAAGCCCCAGAGCCCUCUGCUGAUGAUGGGGUUGAAAAUAGUGACCCACAAAACGAGCCUGAGCCAGAAGGGGAACAAGUGUCCUCUGAUGAUGAUGCAAAUGAAGUGACUGAUACACAACAAGAACCAGCAGCAGAAGAGUCUGAAGACCAACCUUCCUCUCCUCCUGAAAACCCACAAGAACCACCCCAAGAAGAAAACCCCCCACAAGACUCUUCUCCUCCAGUGGAUGACCAUAAACCUCAUGUUUGGGGUCCUUUUGGUCCUCGUGGUCCUUUUCAUCCUUUCAUAGGCAAAAAAUGGAAUCCUCCUUCUUUUGACUUUGGAAGACUAGGGCGAUUCUUUAACAGAAGAGUGGCGGCAGCAAAUUAAUUAUUCUGUAGUUAGUUGAACGUUUUAAGUAGUUAUAGAGAGUGCCAGAGAAGAUUAUGUUCUUCAGACAAACAGGUCAAUGAACCAUUGUUGAUUGUCUACCUGACCCUAAUAAAAAUUUCAGCAUGCAA
Molecule: messenger RNA, 1711 nt
Organism: Myodes glareolus (Bank vole)
Lineage: Eukaryota; Metazoa; Chordata; Mammalia; Rodentia; Cricetidae
Source: RefSeq, a predicted model, not a curated record